GUUUUUCUAACGAAAAGAAGCCAAUUAGUUGUAUUCCGGUGAGUGGUUUUAAAAGGAUACAAGUGUUUUUCCAUCCUGCCGGCGAUUUUCAAGUGUUUCUCGUGGUGUUUUGAAUUGCUUUCUGUAAUAGCAACGCUUUCGAGAAUCCUCAACUAUGGCUCGCUUGAGUAUGUGUUCUUGUGAAAAAUUGUUGGCCUAUCCGAAAAAGGAGAUCCUGGAUAUUAUCGUACCAAUCGUCCUAGAUUUGUAGAAAGUGCAACCAAGGGUAGUGGAGCUAUAUAACAGCUACGAAUCUACAUAAAUUCCAAUACAUUCUUCGAGUUGGUCGCUGCACCCUGCUCAACGUCUGCCCACUACUUGGCUAUCUAAUUAAAAGCGAAACAUCCAAUCUUCAACUAUUCAUUGUUGUGAACGUUGUUGCGACUAAUAAGCCCUAUACUAUCGUCAGGGCAAUUGUGCAGCGCGCUAAUUAACAUUAUAUCAAAACUGCUAUCAUAUUGAAACCCGAGUGAAGGGAGCUCUUAUCGUUGAAAAGCUUCUCCCAACGACGCCGGGCGUGUUCCAUGUAAAGAAGCCUAUUUUUAACCCAUUCCCCCAACAACUGGCGAGCUUCAGCACUGAGAGUGCAACCAGAGCGCAGGCUGAUUUCCCGAUUUGGGCCAGCUAAAAUUGAAGGGCUCUCUGUAAUGGUGGAAAGCCUCCUGGGCGUAAUAAAAGAGAACAUACUGCACACCAGCUCAUUCCGAAGCUUUUCAUAAAGAAGUCUUGAAUUUUCUUAUUAGUGAAUUUCGUUCCGAUUCGGUUGGUCAGCGAAUUACUUGGGAGAAUCAGAUUAAUUUGAUUAUUGGAACUAGUGUGAGAGUAAUAAGUGAAAUUUUUGAGCCUAAAGAAGGAAGAUAAGACCAGACGUUUUGCUGAUUCAUUCAGUAAACACAGAGGAGGAAAAUUCAGUGAAAAAAGUUGUGACAGAAUCGUGAAAAAGCAACAACCCCUAAAGGAAAAGAGGGAAAAGCCGCUACGUAAGCUUUCGGCUUUCUCUAAAUUUGUGUGAGUAGUGGUCGGAAAAACUGCGACGUUUCCAAACGUCGAAGCAGAAAGACAUUCAUUUGGGAAAAUAUAGGAAAAGUGUUUAAGAGAGGCUACCAAUGUUUACAUACAAGGUUCCUACUGAUUCGAGUGAUACACUGAGUGCAUAGGCUUUGCGCUCGAUUCUGUGCAGCGUAUCUUAAAUAAACGUCCGGGUUCCAAGGAUUCGUCAGUCGGAUUUGUGCGGCGCCUAUGAACUAAUAAUAUAAUUUUUGGACCCCGAAGCUCAAGGCUUGUCAGUGAUUAGAUAGAUAGUGCCAGUGCCACUGCGAACAGUUUCGUCACAAAUCCAAUUAUUCAGAUACGAUUCUGCUCCCUUAGAUACAUAUGCAGAUACUGAACUAAUCGAUUUGCUGGCUUUUUAAGGUAAACACAGUCGAACCUGAUUCACCUCACAUGUUAAACUAUCGUCUCGUAUCGACGCAUUUCUUGAAGCAACCAUAGUUUAUCUGAAUAUCUCGGUGGCUGUGAAGACAAUUCACGUUUAAAUUUCGAGGAAAAUUUGGAAUAAAUUUAAAGAAAGUGUUGUAUGUAAAAGCGUAAAAUUGCUUGAGUUCAACCGCUCCAAGGAGCGAAAUAAUAUUAAAAUAUUAUAAAAAAAAAAAAAUCUAAAUAGUAUAAAAGAUAUUAUUGAGAAGACAAGGAACCCAGAGUCAGUAAGACGACGAAGUAUUUGGAUAAAAGCGCGAUUGGAAGCGAUAACGAAAUUAUUUCCGGAAUUUUAGAAAAAAUAUUAAAAAUUCGGAAAAUAAUUAUAUUUGUCAACGACGAAAGCAGAAUUAUUACCUACAAUGUGCAGAGAUCGCGAUAUGUUGUACACGUAAAGAAAAAAUUCUUCAUACUAGAAUCAAUUGAUUCAGUAAAUGUAGUUGAUAUAACGUAAACCACUCUCUGCUUUAAAGAUAAGAUUAAAACUCCACGAAAAACUUCUAAAAACCGACCUAGAAAAUUUUGACAAACCAUAGCCCGGAAUAACUUUCAGAUACAACCGUAUUGAUAACCAAUAAAAACCGAAUAAUUUUGGAUAAAAUCAAAUCCCUUAAAAAGCAUCUGACAAAAAUUAAAAGGAAAAUCGUUGUUCAAUUAUCUUUUCCUUUCGUUUGACUUUUGUUUUAUUUCUUUACAAUUUGAAAAUCGCUCACCAAACAUCCCUCAUUCGAGAGAAAAUCGACUGCGUGUCUCUGGUUUUUGCACGCUGAAAAUAGGAAACGUGGUAUUCCACUGAGAGCAACGGCGAAUCUCCAGGACUACAAUCGCCCAAGUCAACUGAGAAUACUUUCACUGGACGACCCAGCUUCGCUAUUGUCCAAAUCGGGUUAAUAAGGCUCCGGAACGUCAAACUUGAAUCCAGAAGCAACAUCCUUAAAUCGGGACCUAACUUUCGGUAGCGCCUAUCUUCAGUACGUGUGUUUUGCACCCUUUAAAGUGUAUAUCGCUUGUAUGUGCGUGUGUGUGGUAUUUAAAUCGGUGUAGUUUUCCUAAUAUUGCGAAGUUUUUGAGAUUUAAUAUCGAUAUCUUGAUUAAGUAAACGAGUUUUAAAUAAGACGUAAAUUUAUAAAUUCUAACAAGAAAGAGAAAACAGCAAGGAUAGCGAUCUAGAUCGCUUAUUUCAUCUGAGGAAUUUGGUCAACGUUUUAUCCGCAAAAAUAGAAGUCCUCGCAAGGAACCUUUGGAAGUCGGUUAAGGCUUGUGUUUGCGGCAUGCGCCACCCUACAAAUGGCCUGAAUGAAGACGACUUGAGUCGUCUAACCGGAUCAUCAUCAUCUUCAUCAUCAUCAACAGCAUCAACUCCAUCACAUGAUCUCAGCCAUCAUCAGUGUACCCUUAUACCAAUUGUUGAUCCAAAUUGUGACAACAAUACAUCGAUAUCGAAUCUAAAAACUUCCGAACCGUUUAACUCCACAUACCUACCCGAAAUCAUUGACCCAUUAGAAUGGCAGAAGUCAAGAAAGCGCAAGGAAAGAUUGGACAGUACAUCGUCAACAACACAAGAUCGUAAAUUGGUACGUUCAAAUAGUGAGGAAUUACUACCGAAUCCUGACAAUGAUCAUCAUGAUGAAGUGAUCAGACGGGUCGCUUCACAUGAGGAUUUCCAAAAGAAACCGCUACAUGAGAAUAAUCGGGAUGAGAAUAUCCUGAAGACCAUACAUGAGAAUGAGAACAAUGCCAAGCACCAAGAGCAGAAUGGGCAGUUCCAUUUUUACAAGAAUCAACAGCAACAGAAUAACAAUGUGACGAAACCCAGCCGGUUAGACACCAGUCCGGCACGUUCGCACCGGGUUUCGCCGAACAGAGAUCAUCGUACCGGUAGCGGGAAGUACAAGGAAAACGAUGAUAGCGAGUGCGAGCAUGAGAAGAGGCGCUCCUCGGAGCGUUUCUGUAAGUCCCGGGCUCCCCCGGGACGCAAGUCGGGCAACUAUAAAAGAUCCAAGUAUAUAUCCAAGUGCCGCGAUCGGGAUGAGAAUGCCUACAAGUAUGAUAUCUCAGCGAUGAAGCAUGAACGACGGGGCUUCGUUAGCAAGUUCAAAAUGGAGGAGCGAGGACGCAAGGAAGAAGCAACUGAUGGCGAAAAGAUCCACGACUACAAUGACAAUAACCUCAUUGAUUUCCACAUGAAAAACGAUUAUAUGGAUCUGGGCAUAUGUCCGGUUAUCUCAAUGCCUCAACUAAUCUCGCAACAACAAAUCGCUCUCCCACCUUCACCGGGCCUACCGCCCCCAACACCACCGCCAACCUCACAAACAGCAGCCUCAUAUAAAAUUGAAACCAUAGCCGAAGCACUGCCAUGGGAUUCAUCAGUUCAAGAGGAUCAAACUCCAGUCCUGUGUCGUCGCUUUGCCCCAUUCGAAGAGUACGGCACCGACGGUGGAUCCAAACUUGCUGCCAUACCAUCUGCCGUGAUUGCAAACGAAGCAUCGAAGAGUUCUUCAUAUCGUUCAUUCGCGAAAACGGAGAACUAUAAGACGUGCGCCGUAAUGCCAAACAUGGCGACAGCAGGACAUUUUCAAUCGCCCGAAGAGCGCCUUAAAUGGGUAAACAAAAGACUGACGGCACUUAAGAAACGUGUCACUCAAUUGGAAGAGACUUUCGAAAGAAACUAUGGAUACAGGCCAUCACAGGUGGAUAAAUUUAAUGAUAAACAGAUAAAGAACGUUCUGGCUGAGAUAAGUAAGCUGAGAAAGGAGAAACAUGAUCUGAAAUUGGAUCCAAUGAUGGCGAUGGGAGUGAAAAUUAGCGGAGGAAUGGAUGCCGAGAAGAAAGUUGCCAAAAUGAAGGAGACGUUGAAGGAAAUUGAAGUGAAGCUCACCGAGAAGCGAAAGGAGGGCAACUGGUCGGAAAAUCUCCACAGCCUGACCGCCGAGCAACUCGUCCUGGAGAAGACAGCGCUGCAGCACAGCUUGCUCUACUUCGAAUCUCUCUAUGGCCGGCCGACGACUCGUGAGGAACGCGACGUGGUGCGCUCUCUCUAUGACAGAUACCGAAUCAUCAAGCGUCUCGUUACCCGGAGCUUGUCGAUAGCUGGCACUGUAAGCGGCAUUCCCGAGUUACCAACCAUUUUAGAACAUGAAGCCAUGGCUUUCACCGUCGAGCCGUUGCAACAACCGUCGGUGGAUAGCACAGACACAGCAAGUUCACCGGACCAUCCACAAUUGCCUCCGGGGGUGGCUUUGGGCAACUUGAGUUCGGAUUCACUCAGUGACUCGGGCUCGAACCAAUCCCGGGCUGACUCCCCAUCGGAAAUGCAAACCAGCGGGACCAACCCACAAUCCGGGGCGCCUGAAAACAUCCACACUCUGUCCGUCGAUGAACUGUGGGAGCAAUUGGAGAAGGUGCGUGACGAGAAAAAGGAGCUCAAGCGAGUGAUUAAGGAGUUCGAGGCCAUGUUCGAGGUUCAGAGUGGACGGAAAAUGUUGAAGGCCGAUCGCCGCACCAUGGAUGACACCUAUUUUCAGUACAAACAGAAGAAGGCCAAGGUCCGUCUCCUGCAAGCGCUCAUCAAGAAGCACAUCUCGAAGUGAACGCAAAUCGAACAAGUCCUUGUGCCCAGCAGAUUGGCUUGUUCACGUUGUCCGAUGCGGUAUCUUUUCCAGUCGGAAUUCAAAUGUUUAUCUGAUAAUGUGAUUUUACUUUAGAUGUUAGCGGUACUCUCAUCUUACUCGAUGUAUUCCAUUUAUUUUCAACUCAUUCUCUUGAUUUUGUAGAUUUAUAUUUUUUAACCGUUUCCUUUGAUAUUUUGUGUAUUUUUUUUAAUAUCUUUUUCUUAUUAUUGUAUCUAUUUACUCAUUUACAUAAUAUUUUGUAAAGAUCUUUGUAUUCUCUGCAUAAACGCACCCAAAACAAAGACCUUACCAUUAACCCAACCACACCCUCCAUAAGUUUCACUGAAAUUGCCUCUCAUCACUGUACCCACUUAUUUAAGCCUCCCAGGACCUCAUCCUGCUCCUCUUCCGCUGUGUCCUUCCUGUCCCCUCUACCAAGAACUACUCCCCCUCUCCAUGACCCUCCCUUAGAAUACUUUGUAGAACAAAGAAGCAACUUGAGACUUGUGUUAUUUAUUAAGCUUAGAAUUAAUUUUAAAAGAAAUCUUGAAAUCUUGUAAUUGUUGAGAACCAACAAAAGGACGAAGCAGGCGAAGAAGAAGCAACCCUUGUUUGUGGAGUGCGCAAACUGAUAUUUACAUUGUAAUUUGCAUUGAAAUCAAAUGGAAACUAAUAUGACUUGUUGAUGGCGUUCCAAAUGCCGAAGUUUGUAAUAUUGUAUUAGAAAUUGAUCUUGGAAGGGAUUUAAAACCAUUUUUCUUUUGUUUUUUGGUUUCUUCUUCGCGAAGUGACUUUGCUAUUAUUACAUUAAUAUACAAUAUACACUGUGAGUGUGGAAGUAAUGCGUAGAUAAUGUAGUGUGAGAUAGAGGACGAACCGAUCAUGAACAAUACCUUCCUUCGGGGGAGGGAGACUACUAGGAAUAUGAUUCUUUGUUAUUUAUUUAUAAUCACAUUCAUUAUGCAAUAUUCGCUGGGCAGACCAGAAUAUUUUCGUACUCAUUAUCGCCGUUCUCGGUUAUUUGUUUGGAUGUGUACCUUAUGUUAUAUGUAUAUUGUGUUGAACACAGUUUACUAUUUAUUUGUUAAUAAAAACACUUUGUAAAUAGA
Molecule: messenger RNA, 6235 nt
Organism: Hermetia illucens (black soldier fly)
Lineage: Eukaryota; Metazoa; Arthropoda; Insecta; Diptera; Stratiomyidae
Exons: 4
Coding region: 2787-5105 (772 amino acids)
Source: RefSeq, a predicted model, not a curated record